Molecule: messenger RNA, 1128 nt
Organism: Phaeoacremonium minimum UCRPA7
Lineage: Eukaryota; Fungi; Ascomycota; Sordariomycetes; Togniniales; Togniniaceae
Product: putative family taurine protein
Exons: 7
Coding region: 1-1128 (375 amino acids)
Cellular component (GO): cytoplasm
Molecular function (GO): 2-oxoglutarate-dependent dioxygenase activity
Source: RefSeq, a predicted model, not a curated record
AUGGCUCCUCCAGCAGCUGAUGUUGAUAUUCAAAGCCCCUCAGACGUGCUCAACGUUCCUGUCAAGGCGACGCUCAACGCAGUCAAGAGCAGCAGCAGCUCUCGGCUUACAGGGCCGCUCAAAUAUGGCGGCAGUCUGGACGCCGAGGAGCAAUUUGAUGUUACCAAUGUGAUCGGGCGCGAGUUCCCAAAGCUGCAGCUCAGCGAGAUUCUCCAUGAUGAUACCAAGAUCAGAGAUCUUGCCAUUCUCGUCUCCCAGAGGGGCGUGAUUUUCUUCCGGAAUCAGGACAUUAGUGUUGAUGACCAGAAGCUGCUGGGCCAGAGACUCGGCGAGCUCACUGGAAAGCCAGAGACGUCUAAGCUUCACCGUCAUGCCUUGUCUAACAGCAAGCGAGGCAUUGCUGUCGACGAAAAUGGCAAGCUCGACGAUGAGAUCUCUGUCAUCUCGUCUGAGCAGAACCGCAAGUUUUACAACGACAGGUUCAGCUGGUCGUCCAAGAAGAUUGCGAGCCACGGCUGGCAUGCAGACAUCACCUUUGAGAACAUCCCAUCCGACUAUGCCAUUCUGAAGAUCCUCCAGCCUCCCGCCGACGCUGGUGGUGACACACUCUGGGCAUCUGGCUAUGAGGCCUAUGACCGCCUUUCUCCCCCGAUCCAGAAGUUGGCGGAGUCGUUGACGGCCACUCAUCAUCAGCCUAACUUUGUCAAAGUACAGAAUGAUUUCGGUGAAGAACUCAUUGAUGACUACCGUGGUGCCCCUGAAAACAAGGGACUGGACUUUAAAGCCUCGCAUCCUGUCGUUCGAACCAAUCCCGUCACGGGCUGGAAGUCUCUCUUUGGGGCUGCUCAUCAAAUUGCGCACGGCUGGAUCGACGGAGUUACAGAGAGGGAAAGCGAGAUCCUCAAGGCAUACUUCCUGGAACUCAUCACCGGCAACCACGAUUUGCAGGUUCGCUUCCGUUGGAACAAGAAUGAUCUCGCGAUCUGGGACAAUCGUUCUGUCUUCCACACGGCCACCAAUGACUACGUUGGUAAGCGCCAGGGCAACCGGGUGGUGUCAUUGGGAGAGAAGCCGUACUACGAUCCCAACUCCGUCUCGCGACGAGAGGCUCUCGGGGAAGCAGCGUGA